AUGGAGGGAAAAGAUGUAGAAACCAAUACCGGAGCGGAAGCAGGUGCGGUCGAAGCAGCCAAGGGAACGGAUAUAGGAGCGGUAGAAAUUGGCAAACAAACGGAAGUUGUCAAAACUGGUAAAGAAAUACUUACGGCUGGCAGAGGAAUGGAGGAAAUAGGAACAAAUGAGGAAAGAGGAGCUUCAUCAAAAACAGGUCCGAGCUCGCCACUCCCGAAACCACNAAAGAGGAAAUUCUUUGAUUUGGGGAAGGAAUUGACAUUCGGAGACUAUCCUUCCAGUUACAAUCUCUUCUUAUGGUGGGGAUUAUUCUUGUACAAAUCAUGGUUGUAUCCACUUUCCAUACAAAAUAUGAUGAAUUCACAGGGAAUCAGAGGUCCGCCUUACAAGUUUCCUAAAUGGAAUUUCAGAAAAAUUGCAGCAAUGAAAUCAAACACUGGUCCUAUGGAGCUAUCACAUGACAUAUUUCCUAGAUUGCAGCCACAUUUGCACUCAGGGGUCAAGUUGUAUGGAAAGAGUUUUUUAUGGAAUGGUUCUAAACCACAAUUGAUUGUAACAGAUGUUAACUUGAUUAAAGAAAUUCUCACCAACAAAGAGGCAUUUGCUAAGCCUAAAAUUAGUGGUCCUUUAAAGAAGUUAUUUGGGAAUGACAUUCUUUUUUCAGAAGGUAAAAAAUGGUCAAAACUUCGUAAAGUGGCAGAGUAUGCUUUCCAUGCGAAAAACUUGAAGCACUUCACUAUAGCAGCUAAAAGAUAUGAGAACAAACGAGGACAUGAUUCCAGCAAUGAUUGGAAGUAUGGAAGCAAUGUUAAAAACAUGGAAUCUUAUGAAAGUAAAGAGAUCGAAGUGAAUGAACAAUUCAGGCUUAUGAGCACGGAGAUCAUCUCUAAAACUGCUUUCGGAAGUAGCUACUUGGAGGGGAAGCAUAUAUUCCAAAUGUUGGACAAAUUAACUCUAUUCAUUGUCAUGAGCUCUAGAAGGUCUAGAAUUCCUGGAAUAAGGACAAUUGAAGAUAUAGAAUCAGACAAGAUCCGAGAAGCACUACGUGAGAUCAUGUUAAUGGUAAAGAAAAGAGAAGCCAAUGUUAAUUCAGGACAAACAGACAGCUAUGGAAGUGAUUUUCUUGGAUCACUUUUGAAGGCUCACCAUGAUGUUGAUGAAAGAAAAAGAAUUUCUGUGGACCAUGUCAUCGAUGAAUGUAAAACCUUCUAUUUUGGUGGACAUGAAACAACAACCAAUCUACUAAGCUGGAGUGUUCUUCUCCUAGCAAUCAACACUGAUUGGCAAGAGAAAUCAAGAAAGGAAGUUCUUGAACUCUUCGGCAAAGAAUAUCCAGAGACAGAUAGCAUUUUAAAACUAGAGAUUGUGGGCAUGGUAAUAAAUGAGAGUCUGAGGCUUUAUCCACCAGUUGUGGAUAUAAACAGAAGAGUAACAAGAACAACAAGAUUUGGCGAACUUACAGUUCCAGCAGGAGUUGAAUUGGACAUUCCCCCUUUAUCAGUUCACCAUAGCUUUGAAAUAUGGGGCGACGACGCUCGCCUAUUUAAACCAGACAGAUUUGCUGAUGGAGUAGCUAAAGCAACAAAGGAGCCGUUGAUGGCGUUUUUACCUUUCAGUUUUGGUCUUCGAAAAUGUCCUGGCUCGAGUUUUGCAAUUAUGCAAGUCAAGAUAGCACUUUCUAUGAUCUUGCAACGUUAUAAGUUCACUCUUUCACCAAAUUACAGUCACUUUCCCAUU
Messenger RNA from Nicotiana tabacum (common tobacco), 1737 nucleotides. NCBI's taxonomy places the organism in Eukaryota, Viridiplantae, Streptophyta, Magnoliopsida, Solanales, Solanaceae. The record is from RefSeq and is a predicted model, not a curated record.